Saccostrea echinata is the source of this 726-nucleotide messenger RNA. RefSeq names its product ficolin-3-like. NCBI's taxonomy places the organism in Eukaryota, Metazoa, Mollusca, Bivalvia, Ostreida, Ostreidae. The transcript has 5 exons. Bases 1 to 726 code for a protein of 241 amino acids. The record is from RefSeq and is a predicted model, not a curated record.
AUGAACGAUGCACAGAUAACGCCGGGAGUAUAUUUGAAAGUGGAUGGCGCUUUUGACUGUAAGGAACUGUUUGAUCGUGGCAUCACAAUGUCCGGGGUACAUAGCAUUCAGCCUUUGGUAAAUCAGCUCACUGAUGUUUAUUGUGAUAUGAAAACAAAUGGAGGCGGUUGGACGGUACUGUUAAAACGAAACGACGGCUCUGUGAAUUUCAAUCGGAGUUGGAAUGAAUAUAAAAUUGGUUUUGGGAGUGUCUCGUCUGACUACUGGAUUGGAAAUGAAGUAAUUCAUCACUUAACGAGACAGACAAACUCCAUGUUGUACGUUUCUAUAACCCAUGUGAAUGGUAGUACGUUUUAUGAAAAAUAUAAUGAAUUUUCGAUUUCCGGCGAAGCUGAUGGAUAUUCCCUGCACUUUGGAGGGGCCUCAGGAACACUCGGCGAUGCGAUGACACCAGCUACAUUUUCAAGAGGCCAUCUUAAUGGAAUGAAAUUUACCACCAUCGAUAAAGACCAGGAUGAAAGUGAUGGCGCUAACUGUGCUAUCUUAGUGGGAGGAGGGGGAGGGUGGUGGUAUAAACAAUGUCGUUGGGCCCUGCUCACUGGUCCUUACGGAAGCACAGAUUGGAAGUAUCCUUGGGUUCCGAAAUCCAAGAGUGGAUUCAAGAGUGGAAUUGACAUCCGUAGAGUUCGAAUGAUGGUAAAGAGAAAAGGGACACAAGAGGAUUAA